Molecule: messenger RNA, 351 nt
Organism: Salvia miltiorrhiza (redroot sage)
Lineage: Eukaryota; Viridiplantae; Streptophyta; Magnoliopsida; Lamiales; Lamiaceae
Exons: 1
Coding region: 1-351 (116 amino acids)
Source: RefSeq, a predicted model, not a curated record
AUGGCGACCAAUCCGAAGGAGGCGAGGUUCAAGAAGAUGCAAGAAUCAGCAUGGAAGGAUGUCAAACGUGCUUUUGGAGUGCUUCAAGCUCGCUGGAGAAUCAUUCGAAGUCCGGUGCGAGGUUGGUACGUCAAGAAUCUCAAGGAUAUCAUGAUGUGUUGCAUCAUUCUCCACAACAUGAUUGUGGAGAACGAAGGUGAUAGAGCUGACCAUUGGAGAGACGACGACGCAGGACACGGGGCGUUUAGCAGUGACUCGUCGGAGAGUGCUCGAGCAACACCGAUUUGCUUCGAGGAAUACGUGCAAAGAGAUGCAAUUCUUCAAGAUAGACAAAUGCAUGCUCAGCUCUAA